Molecule: messenger RNA, 3100 nt
Organism: Canariomyces notabilis
Lineage: Eukaryota; Fungi; Ascomycota; Sordariomycetes; Sordariales; Chaetomiaceae
Product: phosphatases II
Exons: 2
Coding region: 356-2839 (827 amino acids)
Biological process (GO): phosphatidylinositol dephosphorylation
Cellular component (GO): membrane
Molecular function (GO): phosphatidylinositol-3-phosphate phosphatase activity
Source: RefSeq, a predicted model, not a curated record
GGUUGGGCCGUGCUUUCUCUGUAGGUGGGAGGUGGGGCGUUGACGACGUCAACCGCCAAAAGUCCCUUCCCACUCACUGACACAGGGUAAGCACAAACCUGGAAGAGGAAGGCCUUGUGAUUGCUUCUGUUUCCAUUCCAGCUCUUCAGCUCCGCGCAGUUUGCAAGCAAGCACGUUCAACAGAAGUAAGUCCAGCUAUGUGUUGACGAUGCCGACCCCCAACGCUAUUUGCGCUUCCUGUCUCCGAACGAACCUGGGAACUGCCCCGCAGACCACCAAGCUACGCCGUUAACGUCGGAUUCACCGGCGGCUUUCUGCUUGCUGCUUGGGCUGCUACCGCAAUAGCGCUCUCAUCAUGUCCGUUCCACAGCACAAGCACGUGUACCAUAACGUGCAAGCGUUGCGUGGUGGGAAACCGGAGCUCGGUGAUGUUGCGUUGAGUGACUUCCACCUAGUUUUCCGGUUCCCGCCCGAGUCGAAGACGGCCGCCGACUCGCACGUGAAGAAGCAAGUCAAGCAGGUUUGGUUUGCCUUCCAUGUCAUUGCCCAGUGCACUCUGCGGCCGACUCCCCCUUCGAGUGGCGUGCCCUCUUCAAUACGCAUCCGUUUUAGAGACUUCACCUAUGUCGGCUUCAAUUUCGGCGACGACAGAGAGGCUCGGGACGCCUUUGAGUUCAUUCGAGCCAGGACAUGCAGGUUGGGGUCAACCGACAAGCUCCUGGCUUUCAACUAUUCCCCACCGCCAGGUUCUCCAGAGCUGAAGAUCGAUGGUUGGGACUUGUACGACCCCCGAGCCGAGUUCCGGCGCCAGGGGAUCAGCGAGAAAGCUGCGGACCUGGGUUGGAGGAUAUCUACCAUAAACAAGGAUUACACUUUCUGCCCGACGUACCCGGCGCUGCUGGUCGUGCCGUCCAAGAUCUCAGAUAACACCCUGAAAUACGCCGGCAACUUUCGAUCCCGCGCUCGGAUACCUACCCUUACCUACCUCCACCCGGUCAACAACUGCACCAUCACCCGGAGUUCGCAGCCGUUCGUCGGGCUUAGGAUGAAGCGCAGCAUACAAGAUGAGCGUCUCGUCGGCGCAUGUUUUUCUGCCUCGACAGAUUCCCUGGACAUCUCUUUGUCCGCAAAUCCAGAGCAUAGCCCAUCUUCGAGCCAGCUGGACCUGAGUGCGGAUGGGCUGGAUGCCGACAUCUCCCUGUCAGAGACGGAGCGGAUGGAGGAUGAGCUCAUUGCCAGUCCCAAUGCACUUUACGACGAGAAGACUGGAAAGAGACUGAUAUAUGGCGCCCAACAACACAACCUAAUCGUCGACGCCCGGCCUGCCAUCAACUCUUACGCCAUGCAGGCAAUAGGAAUGGGCUCGGAGAAUAUGGACUAUUACAGGUUUGCCAAGAAGAUCUUUUUAAACAUAGACAAUAUCCACGUCAUGAGGGAUUCCUUGGACAAGGUUGUCAGCGCCAUCAAGGACGCCGAUGUGUCUCCCUUCCCGCCGAACCGAGACCUUCUAGCCAAAAGCAAGUGGCUGAAGCACAUCUGCGGCAUCCUUGAGGGUUCGGCUCUUAUUGCGCGUCAGGUUGGCAUCCAGCACUCUAACGUGCUCAUUCACUGCUCGGAUGGCUGGGACCGCACGAGCCAGCUGAGCGCCUUGGCCCAGCUCAUGCUGGACCCGUAUUAUCGUACCAUUGAAGGUUUUAUUGUACUGGUUGAGAAAGAUUGGCUCUCUUUUGGGCACAUGUUCCAGUUGCGAUCAGGGCACUUGAGCCAUGAGAACUGGUUCGUGGUGGAUAAUGAUGCCCUGGCUGGCUCAACAGUCCGGCCCGGAGACAGCGAUAGUCGAGGAGACGCCCUUGAGAAUGCACUCGCGAGCGCCAAGCGAUUCUGGAACAAAAACAUGGGAAAUGAGAAGGAUGCUCCUGCUGAGGCUGAGGAAGCUUCAGUAGUUGACGAGGCGAAACAAGCGACUGCGCCGAUUGCCGAGGACCAAGCUACAAGGCCCAAAGACGUCUCUCCUGUAUUCCACCAGUUCCUCGACGCGACGUACCAGCUUCUACGGCAGCACCCGACCCGCUUCGAAUUCAACGAGCGCUUUCUUCGCCGCCUACUCUAUCACGUCUACUCAUGCCAGUACGGCACCUUUUUAUUCAACAACGAGCGGCAGCGGCGCGAGGCGAGACUGCGGGAACGCACCCGCAGUGUUUGGGCGUAUUUCCUGAGUAGGCGCCAGGAGUUCACGAACGAACAGUACGAGCCAACCAUCGACGACCAUAUGAAAGGUCGAGAGCGGCUUAUAUUCCCACGGAUAGAUGAGGUGCGAUGGUGGUACCAGGUUUUCAACCGCUCCGACGAUGAGAUGAAUGGCGAUAUCAACGCCUCGCUCGUGACAGCGGAGCGCGUUGCGGCCUAUCAAGCCUCUUCCGUAUUGUCGGAGCCGACCGCCGCUGGCCGGGAGAGCACAAGCAGCCAUUCCGAGGCCGGGUCUCGAGCUUCGAGUAGUCCCUCGCGCAGCCCGCAGCCGCCCGGCUUGCCUCAGAGCAGGUCGGUGCUCGCAGGAGUUGAGACUGCUCAUACGGCGCUUACCCCUGAUACGAGGACUGUGCCGUCGCUGAACCGUAGCGCAAGUUCGGGCGCAUUGUCAGGGCCGCUCGGGACACUACAGGAUAGGCUGUCUGGGCUGACCAUUGGCAAAGGGGUAUUUGGCGGCGUCGGCAGCUCGAGCACCGGUAGGAACCGCGGCGGCGGCCACAAUGCGGAUUCCAAUAAUAAGCCGCUUGUUAGUCACGAUAGCGGUUUCUCGGAGGAGAGCGCGAUGGAGCAGGAGAUGAAGAGCAUGGAUUGAGAAUCCGAGAUAAACACGACUUGUGCUAUUAGAAGCCAGGCUGUGUGUGAUUGCACCCAGCGUAGCGUUAUUUGAAUACCUCCAGUCUCACGAGGAACGCGAUCAUGAAUUGAGUAAUGACAUUUGAAAAGCGAACUUAAGAAGCUGCUACUGGACUCUGGGUUCCAUGUUAAUAAUCAGUUGGUUGACCCUCUUCCGUUGGGGUGGUCGUCUGUACUGUACAGUACAGUCCCUGUAGCGUACAGUCCAAUACAUACGAAG